Molecule: messenger RNA, 603 nt
Organism: Haemonchus placei
Lineage: Eukaryota; Metazoa; Nematoda; Chromadorea; Rhabditida; Trichostrongylidae
Source: the annotation of a GenBank genome assembly
AUGGGCGAUAAUUGGGACGAUGAUGACUUUGAACCCGACGUUCAGACGCUGGCACCUCCACCUCCAGUGAUCGAAACAGUUCCUGAACCUGCACCAGAGGCAGCACCCGCACCCAAAGCCAAACCACAGAAAAAGAGUAACGCACUGAAUAUGGAAAGCUUUGCGCGAGAAUUAUCGGCUGCGGAGAGGGAGGAGAUACAGCGACGGCAAGAGCUCGCAUUGACUGCAGAAAUGUUUGGAGAAAAGCCAUGUACGGGUGAUGAACGACCUUACAGUGAAAUCCUUACGAAAGACGAGUUUGAGGACUGGGGACUAAAGGUUGGCACGUUUUUAGCAACACGGCACAAAGCUGCUCAUUAUGGUUACAUGCUGAACAAACUCAUUCAAACCGUUUCAGAGAACCUAGACGCAAGCGAACUUCGAACGAUGUCAAAUUAUUUAAAAACUCUGGCAGACUCCAAAAAAGCUGCUGAAAAGGUUAAACCCGUCCCUGGUUCGAAAAAGGCGCCCAAAGCAACGUUAAAAGUUACUAAAGCUAGCAACAAACAAGUUUAUGACGAUUAUGGUGCAGACGACUAUGACGACUACGAUGAUUUUAUGUGA